AUGGCGCCUGCCAAAGGUGAGCGCGCGGCGCUUCUGCUGCCCCCUUCUUGCACCGUUGGCCCUUCCGAAGAGGAGCAGGGCCCGAAGGUUGCUCGCUCCUCUCGGGUCCCCAUUUCCCUUGCACCAAAAAGGAGCCCUUCGUUUCACCGGGGGGGCGGGGGGGAAGGUGCUGAAACCUUUUGCUAUGGAUGCAGCAAUCAGAGAAGACAAGUGAUUUUUGUUGUUGUUUUUUCAGAAAAUGUCAGUUUGCUUUUAAAAUUGUACUACUUGACGGUGAUGACCUUGGUGGCUGCAACCUACACAGUAGCUUUGCGAUACACAAGAACAACAGAAACAGUUCUGUACUUUUCGAGUACAGCUGUCUGUAUCGCAGAAGUUAUCAAGCUAUUUCUAAGUUUGGGCAUUUUAGCAAAAGAAACUGGAAGCCUGAGUAAACUGUUAACUUCUUUAAGAGAAAAUGUGUUGGGCAGCCCUAAAGAACUACUCAAAUUAAGCGUUCCGUCUGUUGUGUAUGCCAUUCAGAACAACAUGGCUUUUCUGGCUCUUAGCAAUUUGGAUGCAGCGGUUUACCAGGUAACCUAUCAGCUGAAGAUCCCGUGCACGGCCCUGUGUACAGUCUUGAUGCUGAACCGCGCUCUCAGUAGGUUGCAGUGGUUCUCGGUCUUUAUGCUGUGCGGCGGAGUCACGCUUGUUCAGUGGAAACCAGCUCAAGCUACAAAAGUUCAGGUCGAGCAGAGUCCAUGGAUAGGCUUUGGUGCAAUAGCUGUUGCCGUUUUAUGCUCAGGAUUUGCAGGAGUAUAUUUUGAAAAGGUGCUGAAGAGUUCAGACACAUCUUUAUGGGUCAGGAACAUUCAGAUGUACCUCUCUGGAAUUGCUGUGACCUUGGCUGGUGUCUACAUGUAUGAUGGAGCUCAAGUGGUGGAGAAGGGGUUUUUCCAUGGCUAUACACAUUACGUCUGGUUUGUCAUCUUUCUUUCAAGCGUUGGAGGCCUCUACACUUCUAUUGUUGUUAAAUACACAGACAACAUUAUGAAAGGGUUUUCUGCAGCUGCUGCCAUUGUCCUCUCUACAGUUGCAUCAGUCAUUCUCUUUGGCUUACAGAUAACUGUGCCCUUCUCCUUUGGCGCUCUUCUUGUAUGUGUUUCGAUAUAUCUGUACGGGCUGCCUCGACAAGACACCACGAAAAUCCAGCUGGUGGAGACAGACAUGUCAAAACAGAAUCUUAUUAAUGUGUGAUAUUUACCAUCGCCAAGAACAUAAAAGACAAUGCAAGUAGAGACUUGAUUGGGAGUGAUCUUUGUUUUAUUUUCAAGAAGC
This is a messenger RNA of Euleptes europaea (tarantolino), 1317 nucleotides long. RefSeq names its product solute carrier family 35 member A1 (gene SLC35A1). Gene Ontology annotation, biological process: pyrimidine nucleotide-sugar transmembrane transport. Gene Ontology annotation, cellular component: Golgi membrane. The transcript has 8 exons. The coding region runs from base 1 to 1236 and encodes 411 amino acids. Gene Ontology annotation, molecular function: pyrimidine nucleotide-sugar transmembrane transporter activity. The record is from RefSeq and is a predicted model, not a curated record. NCBI's taxonomy places the organism in Eukaryota, Metazoa, Chordata, Lepidosauria, Squamata, Sphaerodactylidae.